AUGCUGAAAGAAAAAAGCGCAAUUGACCUACUUCAUGUUGCAAAACAUGACGCAUCGAGCGUUGCCUUCUUACACUUUUCCAAUCAUGUUAUGGCCUCUGUUUUCUACAACACCCAUGACUCCACGGGCUUGAAUAUUGGUGGGUUGGUUUGUACAGUGAAAGCAACAAACAAGAAUGGCAUUACCACAACGUACAGCCAAGUUGAUAUGGUGCGUUUCUUGCCUACGUCUCGACCACGAACAAUCAUCCAACCUCCAGAAUCAGCCUCUCUACCUCCAGAACCAAGAAACCCACAGCCAACAACCACAACAAAGUGGAAAAGAGUCUUUGAAGAAGGUUUGAAGCUUCUUGAAAAUGAACACGCAACAAAGAAGGCUCGAUUGAAUGAAUUGGACAGUCGAAUUAAGGAACUCAUGGAGAAACGUCAAAGCAUUUUGUUGGGAAUUGAAGACUUUGAAAAAAAAAAAAGGCUCGCAAAAGAAAUCAUCUCUUGA
Molecule: messenger RNA, 495 nt
Organism: Mucor velutinosus
Lineage: Eukaryota; Fungi; Mucoromycota; Mucoromycetes; Mucorales; Mucoraceae
Exons: 3
Coding region: 1-495 (164 amino acids)
Source: RefSeq, a predicted model, not a curated record